Messenger RNA from Selaginella moellendorffii, 2180 nucleotides. Its product is annotated as cytochrome P450 703A2. Bases 295 to 1848 code for a protein of 517 amino acids. The transcript is spliced from 2 exons. Gene Ontology annotation, molecular function: monooxygenase activity; oxidoreductase activity, acting on paired donors, with incorporation or reduction of molecular oxygen; heme binding. NCBI's taxonomy places the organism in Eukaryota, Viridiplantae, Streptophyta, Lycopodiopsida, Selaginellales, Selaginellaceae. The record is from RefSeq and is a predicted model, not a curated record.
GUGUAGUGUUCUCGCAUUCGAGCUAAUGAGCGAGCGCUCUCAUCUCUCUUUCCUUUCCCUUGCUUGUUUAGAUCGAGCAAUGGUCGCCAUGACUGCCAUGACUAGAAGACGAUGAUCCUGGUUUGCGGGACUUCCCAGAAGUAGUAGCAGUGCUAGCAUUUCCAAGGCCACGACCACCAUUCUCGUAUCCCAGGCCGAGAGCAAGGUUAUCGUCGCCACUAUCCCCUGACGCCACUCGCCACUCUAAAGCCGACUCGUCAAGGUAACUUCUGUUUUCGAGUUUCUAAGUCAGUCAUGAGCACUGUGGUGGAUUUCCUAAGCUCGGCACCGGGAUGGAACGCUGCGUGCAUGGUUGUGGCAGCGCUGGUCUUCGUUGUAUUGGUGAUGUUGGGAAGAAAAGAGAACAGGAAUUUGCCCCCAGGUCCUCCCGGCUGGCCGAUCAUCGGGAACUUAAUGCAGCUCGGUCCCCUCCCCCACAGGACAAUGGCUGGCUGGUGCCAAAAGUAUGGACCUCUCGUCUACUGCAGGCUGGGCUCCACUCCGACCAUCACCGCUAGCUCGCCUCAGAUGAUCCGGGAGCUGCUGUGGACUCAGGACGAAACUUUCGCGUCUCGGCCGAGAACUACUGCGGGAAAGCUCAUGGCAUACCACGACCAGGACGUCGGGCUGGCCCCUUAUGAUGCUCACUGGAAGCUCAUGAGGAGGAUUUGCGUGGAGAACUUGCUGACGACACGAAGGAUGGAAGGGUUCCAGAAGAGCCGGGCCGAGGAAGCUCGCGACCUGGUAGAGACAAUGUUGAAGGAGGCCAAGGCUGGGAACACCAUCAACAUGAGGGAGCACUUGGGAGGCUUCACCAUGAAUGUGAUAACCAGAAUGCUGAUUGGAAAGAAAUACUUUGGAACGGAGUCCACAGGUGAGAAGGAGGCCACCGAUAUUCGGGAGCUCCUACACGAGGCUGUUGCCCUCAUUGGUGUUUUCUUCAUUCCGGAUCACGUACCGCUCCUCAAGUGGAUGGAUCCCAAAGGUUAUAGGCACCAGUUUAAGAAGAUUGGGAAGCGAAUGGACGACUACUACAGCUACAUCAUCGAGGAGCACAGGACGAGGCAGGAAGUGGUCGAUGGUCCUAAGGACUUUGUGGACGUUCUUCUCGGUGAGAACAGCGAGCUCAACGACGUGGAAAUCAAAGCACUGAUACAGGAUAUGGUCGUGGGGGGCACCGAUACCGCGUCCUUCACUAUGGAGUGGUUUAUGCUCGAGAUGAUCCGGAACCCGAAAGUUAUGCGCAAAGUCCAGGAGGAGAUAGACUCGGUGCUGGAAAAGAAAGUCACCAACAAACACUUGGUGGAAGAGUCGGAUCUGGCGAGCCUCGACUACCUGAAAGCAGCUGUCAAAGAAACUUUCAGGAUGCACCCGGUUGGCGGCUUCCUCAUACCUCACGAGUCGAUCGGAGACACCAAAGUUGCCGGCUACCACGUCCCCAAAGGCUCGCUCAUCCUCAUCAACACUCACGGGCUGGGAAGGAACACCGCGGUGUGGGACAACGUCGACGAGUUCCGGCCUGAGAGGUUCCUCAGGACCGACGAUAAAGUCCACCUCCGCGACUCCGAGUACCGCGUCAUUCCAUUUGGCUCCGGCAAGCGGGCGUGCCCCGGUGCCCAACUCGGGCAGUCGAUGCUCCUCCUCGGCCUGGGACGACUUUUGCGUGGAUUCGACUGGUAUCCACCGCCGGGAAUGAGCACGGGAGACAUCGACGUUAUGGAAGCUUACGGCCUCACGACGCCGCCGAGGACUCCGUUGCGAGCAGUGGCAAAAUCUCGGCUGGAUGAGAGGUUCUACUCUCUCCAUUAAUCUCAGAUCAAGUAUAUCCUUUGUUUUGUUGGUUUUUGAUGAUUCAGAUCUGAGUUGAUUAGCAAAGGUUUUGACUGAUGACAGUCUUUCAGCAACUGGGCAAGCAUGCUUGGCUCAAGGAAGUGGUUGUGGUGGAUGGUGACAGAUUAAGAUGGCAAGGAAUAGUCAAAGCAGAUCAAGCUAACCCUUGACUUAUAGGGUGUGCAAGGACCCUUGCCAUUCCAUGGAAGGACCCUUGUGGACUCCAUCGUGGAUAUUAGGUCGCUCUGCGUCUCCUAGAUGUUGUGAGGCAUGAUUAUCGCGAAAUAUCACAGAAUUUUAACUUUAAAUUA